ACCCUAAUCGGCGAAGGGGAGGGGAGGUGAGAAAGAACUGAAUAGAAUAGAAUGGCGGUUUUCAACGUGGUACAGAAGAGGCGGAGAGCCGCCAUCGCAGAGCGUAAAAGAGCGGUGCACGGUGAUCCUGCUACCGGAAAGCUCAAGCACAAGCCCCAAAACACCACUCUUUCCGGCAAGCGUAAGCGCAAGCUCAUGAAGAAAUGGCGCCGGGACCAGAAGGAGGCUAUGGAAAAGGGGCUUAUUACCAUGGAAGAUAUUGAGAUGGCUGUUGCAGACGGAUCAGGGACAUCAUCUCAACAAACCACUACAAAAAUCCACCUGAAAAAGAGUUUGAAGAUUAGAACAAAGCGAUCAAACAAGAAAGACAAAAAAGGUAAAAAGAAAGGAACAUCCUCUGCCUCAUCAGAUGUGAUGAUGGAGUGAUCGAUCAAUUACAACUUCUUACUCUUUCUUUGCUUGAUUAUUUAGCUACCCCAACUUCUUUAUUGUCUUUCAAAACUUCUUUAUUUACAAGUUAAAUCAAAUAUAUUUUCAUUUAUGAAAUUUUCUCA
This is a messenger RNA of Helianthus annuus (common sunflower), 554 nucleotides long. RefSeq lists its product as uncharacterized. The transcript has 4 exons. Bases 52 to 426 code for a protein of 124 amino acids. NCBI's taxonomy places the organism in Eukaryota, Viridiplantae, Streptophyta, Magnoliopsida, Asterales, Asteraceae. The record is from RefSeq and is a predicted model, not a curated record.